Messenger RNA from Candidula unifasciata, 761 nucleotides. NCBI's taxonomy places the organism in Eukaryota, Metazoa, Mollusca, Gastropoda, Stylommatophora, Geomitridae. The record is from the annotation of a GenBank genome assembly.
CUGUGUACCAUGAGCAGCCGGACUAUGUGGGCCACAUUUAUGGGCCUGAUUCCCCAGAGCUGGCAGAGACCGUUCGCAGCAUCGACACGGAACUGGGGCGGCUGUUGGAUGAUCUACAGCAAUUGCAGGGGCAGUAUCAGGUAUGUGGAACCGCAUGGGCUACAGCUGAGGUCCUGGCACUGCGAUGUAUAAAUCUGAUUGUCGUAUCUGACCACGGGAUGACCUCAGUUGACACGAGCAAAGUAAUAAACAUCACCACCGUCCUGACUAACCGUGACUACUACCUGACCAUCCAGGGGAAAGGGGCUCUGGCGGUGAUCCACACUGCGACAGGGUACAGGGAUGAGGUGUUCAACCUGCUGGUCAACCUUAACCCAUACAUGGCGGUGUACAAGAAAGAGCAAAUCCCUGACCGGUUCCACUACAAAGGUGGCAAAUAUGUCGGCGACAUCUUGUGUGUGGCUGACUUGGGCUGGGUCAUUGCUCAGCCAUUGCGCCCCGGCUUCCCGCAGAAAAAUGGACAGAACAAGCGUGGUAACCAUGGCUACGACAACCUGGAGGCGGACAUGCGCGGAAUAUUUUAUGCUUAUGGACCAUAUUUUAAGAGCAGCGUUACCGUGCCCAGUCUGGCUAUAGUGGACAUUUACAACAUCAUGUGUGACGUCGUGGGCAUCCUGCCCCAACCUAACAACGGCACCUGGAGUCGUGUCACACCCUUGUUGAACCACUACAGAAGGGCCGAAUCAUGUCCAGCCAUCUGA